Molecule: messenger RNA, 1560 nt
Organism: Agrilus planipennis (emerald ash borer)
Lineage: Eukaryota; Metazoa; Arthropoda; Insecta; Coleoptera; Buprestidae
Product: adenosine 3'-phospho 5'-phosphosulfate transporter 1
Exons: 7
Coding region: 188-1483 (431 amino acids)
Biological process (GO): transmembrane transport
Cellular component (GO): endoplasmic reticulum membrane; Golgi membrane
Molecular function (GO): 3'-phosphoadenosine 5'-phosphosulfate transmembrane transporter activity
Source: RefSeq, a predicted model, not a curated record
ACCUUACAUAAAUACAAAAAUUCACUAUAUUUUUUUAAGUUUAAUUCGCAUAUAUUUUUUAUUUUAUGAAAAAUUACCAAUACCUGGUUAUUAAUAAUCAAAAAGUAACAAUAAAAGGUACUUGACAAAAUGUAAACAUCUGUUUGACUUCUAAAAUGCAUAAUAUCGUUUAAAACCUUCAAUUAUCAUGGCCAAAUAUGUGCCAGAAACUAUAAUAAGUGUAACUAUUUUGCUAACAGUUGGACUGUUGCUCCUGAUAAAUAAAUCUUUUUCUGAACUGAAAUUGCUUCAAAAAUUAUUACCAGAAUAUAGCUGGCUUAUUCAUGGUAUACAAAACAUUUUAGGAUAUUCAACAGUGUUUAUACCUGGAUAUUUAAUUUUUAAAUAUACAAGAAAGAUCAAUUAUCUGGAAAGACCAGGUAACACAACUUUUAGUUUCAUUAUUAGAGCAUGCUUUGGUUAUGAAGAACUUCCUGACCACACUACUGCAUCACCUGUCCUUGCAACACCUAACAAAGGAUUAUUAUAUGAUGCUUUUUUGUUAACAUUUUAUUUUCUGGGUUUACAAGUUUCAUAUUUGGUAUGGGGUGUAUUACAAGAAAAAGUUAUGACCCAAGACUAUACAAAUUCGUUAGGAGAAAAAGGACGUUUCAAGGAUUCACAGUUUUUAGUCUUUGUAAAUAGGAUUUUGGCAUUUACAUUAUCAGGUUUAAUAAUAGCUUGUACAAGGCAACCACGUCACAAAGCACCUUUAUACAAAUAUGUCUAUUGCUCUUUCUCAAAUAUUAUGAGCUCAUGGUGUCAAUAUGAAGCUUUAAAAUAUGUUUCUUUCCCACAUCAGGUUUUAGCAAAAGCAGCUAAAACAAUCCCUGUAAUGAUAAUGGGCAAAAUAGUUUCUAAGACAACAUAUGAAUUUUAUGAAUAUGUAACAGCAUCUAUUUUGUCCCUAGGAAUGUUAUUUUUUAUGCUCAACAGUGGAGAUGAAAAUAAUGGCUCGAGAACUACAACAUUCUUUGGUAUUUUACUCCUUUGUUCCUACGUUAUAUUUGAUAGUUUUACAUCAAAUUGGCAAGGAGUACUUUUUAAACAGUAUGGAAUGAGUUCAUUACAAAUGAUGUGCGCAAUUAAUUUAUUUUCCUGCACUUUUACAGCGGUAUCGUUACUACAACAGGGAAGUUUAAUUAGCUCCUUUAAUUUUAUGACGCAAUUUCCAAAAUUCUGUUUUGACUGUGUACUGUUAUCAGUUUGCUCGGCGGGAGGUCAACUAUUUAUAUUUAAAACAAUUUCCACGUUUGGCCCUCUUGUCUUUGCCAUUAUAACAACAAUAAGACAGGGUUUCUCUAUACUACUCAGUUGUGUAAUUUAUCAUCAUAAAAUCAGUUUAUUCGGUGUAUUCGGAAUUUUUCUGGUAUUUCUGAGUAUAUUUUUGCGAAUAUAUUGCAGCUAUAGAAUUAGAAAACGCAAAAAGCCAAUCGUCGGUUAACGUUUAUAUAUGAAAUACAUGACGCACAUUUUAUUGUAUUUUAUACGAUAGAAAAAAUAUAGUUCCUUUGACAAGUA